Messenger RNA from Lepus europaeus (European hare), 951 nucleotides. It is a transcript of the gene FOXR1, whose product is annotated as forkhead box R1. Gene Ontology annotation, cellular component: nucleus. Lineage: Eukaryota; Metazoa; Chordata; Mammalia; Lagomorpha; Leporidae. Bases 70 to 951 code for a protein of 293 amino acids. Gene Ontology annotation, biological process: regulation of DNA-templated transcription. The transcript is spliced from 6 exons. Gene Ontology annotation, molecular function: DNA-binding transcription factor activity; sequence-specific double-stranded DNA binding. The record is from RefSeq and is a predicted model, not a curated record.
CUCAAACUCCAGCAGCUCGACGUCUGGGCCAGCCUCCAUGGCCAGGUCCCGGGACUGCUCGACUGGGACAUGGGGAACGAGGCCUUUCUGGCCUUCACCACAUCGCACCUGCCUGUGGCCGAGCAGAACCUUGCCAGGUACAGGCUUCAAAUAGUCGAACCACCAAGGUUACCUCUGGAGAAGAAGCCCCACGCUGACAGAGAUGGUCCAGAGUAUGAGCCCAACCUGUGGAUGUGGGUGAACCCCAACAUCGUGUACCCACCAGGAAAGCUGGAAGCCCAAGGGGCUAGCGAGAAGAAGGAACCGGCGGGCGCGGUCCCUCGCCCUCGGCUGCCCUGCCAUCAGGAAGAUGCCUGCUGCCCUGAGGCUGCGGGGGCCGCCGGUGCACUGUCACUUUCCUCCCCCGAGCAGUCUCCGUCGCCGAAGCACUUUUCAUCUUCCCCCAGCAGCUGGGAGCUCACGGAAGAGGAGGAGGCCGAGGACCAGGAUGACAGCUCCUGUGUGGCUCUGCUGUCCCCUCACAAAAGGGCCCCCCUCCAGAGCCGGAGGCUUCAGCAAGCCAGCAGCCAGGAGGGGAGGCUCUGGCCCCGGCCCCCUCUCAAUUACUUCCACCUAAUUGCCCUGGCAUUAAGAAACAGUUCCCCCCGUGGCCUCAACGUGCAGCAGAUCUACAGUUUCACUCGACAACACUUUCCGUUUUUCCGGACGGCUCCGGAAGGCUGGAAGAACACCAUCCGCCACAACCUGUGUUUCCGAGACAGCUUUGAGAAAGUGCCGGUCAGUAUGCAGGUCGCGGCCAGCGCCCGGCCCCGCUCCUGCCUCUGGAAGUUGACUGAGGAGGGCCGCCGCCGCUUUGCCGAGGAGGCCCGCGCCCUGGCUGCCACCCAGCUGGAAAGUAUCGAGCAGUGCAUGAGCCAGCCAGGUAUGAUGCCCUUCCUCUUUGACCUUUGA